AUGAGUGACGAAACAAACGGUACCCCGGAGCGUUUCGCUAUCGGUAUCUCUUUUGGCAACACCUCCAGUUCUAUUGCCCGCAUCAACCCUGAGGGCAAGCCGGAGGUUAUCGCCAACGAGGAAGGAGAUCGUCAAAUUCCUUCCGUCCUUUCAUACAUUGAUGGUGAAGAGUACCACGGUACUCAAGCCAAGGCCCAGCUGGUCCGCAACUCCCAGAACACUGUCGCAUACUUCAGAGAUUACCUUGGCAAGGACUUCAAGUCGAUAGACGCCACACCAUGCCAUAACUCGGCGCAUCCUCAGCCUCACGAGUCUACCGUUGCUUUCUCCAUUGUGGACUCCACCAACGAGACCCCCAGCACUGUCACCGUCUCCGAGAUUGCCACCCGCCAUCUCCGUCGUUUGAAGCAGUCCGCCUCUGACUACCUGGGCAAGGAAGUCAAUGCCGCCGUUAUCACUGUCCCUACUGACUUCUCCGACGCUCAGCGUGAGGCUUUGACCGCCUCCGCUAAGGCUGCUGGCCUUGAGGUCCUGCAGCUCAUCCAUGAGCCUGUUGCCGCUGCCCUGGCAUAUGAUGCCAGGCCCGAGGCUACUGUUACUGAUAAGCUUGUUGUCGUCGCCGACCUUGGUGGUACCCGAUCCGACGCUGCUGUUCUCGCUUGCCGUGGUGGCAUGUACUCUAUCCUCGCAACCGCUCAUGACUACGAGCUGGGUGGAGCUUCAUUGGACAAGAUCAUCAUCGACCACUUCGCUAAGGAAUUCAUCAAGAAGCACAAGACUGAUC
Messenger RNA from Aspergillus nomiae NRRL 13137, 784 nucleotides. RefSeq names its product ribosome-associated complex protein SSZ1. The record is from RefSeq and is a predicted model, not a curated record. NCBI's taxonomy places the organism in Eukaryota, Fungi, Ascomycota, Eurotiomycetes, Eurotiales, Aspergillaceae. Gene Ontology annotation, cellular component: cytosol; nucleus. Gene Ontology annotation, molecular function: ATP-dependent protein folding chaperone; ATP binding. The transcript has 4 exons. The annotation marks the transcript as partial. Gene Ontology annotation, biological process: protein folding.